AUGGCUGGUCUUGGAAGCCAACAGUGUAAGAGCCGCCACUUGCUGGUAGCUUGGAAUAAGAAACAGCAGCAGCAGCAACAACAACUGCAACAUCAUCAACAGCAGCAGCAGCAGUUGAGCUUGGGACAUCUCCAAAGCACGGCCUAUCCGGGUCAUAGGAGCACCGCCCGACUUCUCUCCUCCGUUGCCGGCGGUCUCACCGACGACAGCGAGGACGAGGGCAGCCUUUCCCCGGUCCACGACCUCUCCAAGUCUCAGCAGGGCUCGGAGAGCGGCCGCGCGUCCCCGGACAUGAGCGAGGACGAGGGCGCGACAGCGACGGCUACGACGACGUCGAUGGGUUUGAGCGCCGGCGCCGAUGCUGCCCAGGGCAUGGAUGCCGGCUCCGGGAGCGGUGGCAGCGGGGGCCCCGGGGGCAGUAAGGCGAGACGCAGGCGCACCGCUUUCACCUCCGAGCAGCUGCUGGAGCUCGAGAGGGAAUUCCACGCCAAGAAGUACCUCAGCCUCACCGAGCGCUCCCACAUCGCGCAUGCGCUCAAACUCUCGGAAGUGCAGGUGAAGAUCUGGUUCCAGAACAGACGAGCCAAGUGGAAGCGCGUGAAGGCGGGCUUGACGAGCGGCGGCACGAGCAACCCGGCGAGUCGGCACAAUGGCAGCGGUUCCGGAGGAUCGCAGUCAAACAGCGGGCCGAGAAUCGUCGUCCCGAUACCGGUACACGUGAGCAGACUCGCCGUCCGCUCGCAUCACCACCACCUCGAGAAGUGCCCCCAGCCGUCGCAGUCGAAUGGCGCCGCGGGUCUCAACCUGAGCGUUAGCGGCCUGAGGAACGGCCUCGCGACCAGGAUACCCACCUCGCCGUUGCCCAGCAGUGGCAGUCUCGGCCUCGGCUCACCCGGGGCACUCAGAGCCUUCAGUGCCCCCCAGUCCUCCAGCUCGGCGAGGUAGCCAUCGGAGUAAGGACUCCGACGCGUCUUUACGUUACCUUUGCUCCUGCUCUCGAGGAUAUCCAAGAGGACGCGUGGCAAUGUCAAUAGCUUUUUAUCAUACAGCUUGCCAAGUGCCAAAAACUUUGUAUUUAGUGUACGAUGAUAUUGCGCACCGACGACACGGCGACGUCUACUUCACCGCCAACGGCUUUGACAAAUG
Molecule: messenger RNA, 1146 nt
Organism: Ceratosolen solmsi marchali
Lineage: Eukaryota; Metazoa; Arthropoda; Insecta; Hymenoptera; Agaonidae
Gene: unpg
Product: homeobox protein unplugged
Exons: 4
Coding region: 1-945 (314 amino acids)
Biological process (GO): regulation of nervous system development; regulation of transcription by RNA polymerase II
Cellular component (GO): nucleus
Molecular function (GO): DNA-binding transcription factor activity, RNA polymerase II-specific; RNA polymerase II transcription regulatory region sequence-specific DNA binding
Source: RefSeq, a predicted model, not a curated record